UCUUCCCACCUGCAAUGCAAUUUUUAGUGCUCAAUCAACAUCUUUAUAAGCACAGAUUGUGGGAGAUAUUAAUCACCCCUGCUUUCUUCUGUGAUUAGCCUCUAGAAAUCUGCUUGAACUCAUUGCUUUUUUCAAGUUGUCUCAAGUUGCAGAGAUGGUGUCUCAUAUCAUAAGAAACCAUAUUGUUUUUUAUGUAUCUCUCAUGUCUCUGUGUUGGGAAAGUAUUGCAUCCUUAGCCCUAACUUGUUUUCAGAAAUUCUACUGUCUUUUUGCCAUCCAGAUCUUCAAAACUGGAAUUUUGAGCUUUGGCAGUGAGGAAGGCUUAGAAUUCAUACCAGAUGAGCCGUGCCCAACUUCUGUAUCUAUAAUUCAAGAGGUGGAUACUUCUCCUGAGACUGAAAAGAUGUUGCAGAACAUAAAAAAAUGGGAUCUUGAUAGGAUUUUCCAUAUUUUGGACAGCAAUAGGAAUGGCAUAGUGAGCACAGAGGACAUACAAGGUUUGCUACAAAAGCUUGGACUCCAUUUCUAUUGUGAUGAUGGUCUGAAAAUCAUGACAAACUUUCCAGAGCAUAUGAGCUUCGAUGAAUUCUGCAGAGUUAGUGUGAGUUUGGUAGAAGAUUUUGAAUGUGCAGAGGGGGUGAAGCAGGUGUCUGAGAAAGAGGAGUUGAAGGAAGCAUUCUGUGUUUUUGACAAAGAUGGUGAUGGUUUUAUCACCCCACCUGAGCUUCAACACGCUUUACUCAAUCUGGGUUUCAGAGAAGCGAAUGUGUUGGAGAAUUGUGAAGCAAUGAUAGGUAAAUUUGACAAAAAUUCUGACGGUAGGAUAGAUUUUGAGGAAUUUGAGAACAUAAUGAGAAUGGUAAACUGAGCUCAGUAGAAAUUUGGAUUUGGUUAAAUGCCAACAUGUUUUCACAGUUUGGAAACUUAUAUGGAUGUACAUGUAUAGUUGUUUGAAGUAAUUAUGAGAAUGAGUAAAAUCUUAAUGAUCA
Molecule: messenger RNA, 989 nt
Organism: Cryptomeria japonica (Japanese cedar)
Lineage: Eukaryota; Viridiplantae; Streptophyta; Pinopsida; Cupressales; Cupressaceae
Product: probable calcium-binding protein CML43
Exons: 1
Coding region: 155-868 (237 amino acids)
Molecular function (GO): calcium ion binding
Source: RefSeq, a predicted model, not a curated record